Molecule: messenger RNA, 5812 nt
Organism: Penaeus chinensis
Lineage: Eukaryota; Metazoa; Arthropoda; Malacostraca; Decapoda; Penaeidae
Gene: Zasp52
Product: PDZ and LIM domain protein Zasp-like
Exons: 20
Coding region: 143-3349 (1068 amino acids)
Biological process (GO): heart development; muscle structure development; actin cytoskeleton organization
Cellular component (GO): filamentous actin; stress fiber; adherens junction
Molecular function (GO): actin binding; muscle alpha-actinin binding
Source: RefSeq, a predicted model, not a curated record
UCUGCUCGCUUCAGAUCUAGCGAGUGGGGCAGUGCAGGCGGGUCCUGGCAGUGCCGUGUUGUCGUGUGAGAGGCCCAGUGUUGUAGGCCUAAGAUAAUUCGUCUUCUCUUCUUAUUCGAUCGCCAACCUUCAUUCAGUAACCAUGUCGGUUAUGACCAUUAAAUUAUCACGGGCUAACGGUUGCCCGUGGGGCUUCAGGCUACAGGGAGGCAAGGAUUUUGCUACACCUCUCUGUAUCCAAAAGGUGAACGCCGGCUCGGUGGCUGCAAACGCGGGGCUGCAGGCUGGCGACGCCAUCGUGAGCAUCGGAGGAAAAGAUGCCCUCUCACUCAGACACAAGGAGGCACAGGAAGCCAUAGUCAAGGCUGGAAACACCUUCGACCUCGUUGUACAGAGGGGUGUCAACACUUGGAAGCCACAAGUAACUCCUCUGGCCGAAGUUAAGACGACUCCCGAGGGCGUCCCUGUUGCAACGGCGACCUCUCUUGCUGCCAACAAGCAGCCCGUCCGCCACAUCGGGUCCAACCACAACACAGUGGCGCGCCCCUUCCCUGGAUUCACGGGGUCCCAGCCCGCCUAUGCCAAGGGCGUGGUCACACUCAACCAGCUCAAGCAAAGCACCACAGACGCCCCGAGCCUCAAUGGUGGCGGCGUCGGCGGCAGCACCACGGCCUCUUCCUCCCGCUCCUCUUCCAGACACGCCUCCGGGAGCACCAGCCCCACUGGCGGCAGCCUCGCCGUCCCGGGCACGAGCAUCUCCCUCAAUAAGGAGAACGCCAAAAAUUUCCUCAGGAUGACGUUGGACAAAGAGAACGUGAACUCGAUGAACGUGAACUCGGCCAGCUCGCAGAAGGCGCAGAAGUCCAACAGCAACGACAACCUAUUCUCGAGCCAGUUCCUGAACAACAACGGGGCGGUGGGCGGCAGCGUCGGCCAGCCCCGCAAGUACUCGCUGGCCAGUAACGCCUCGAGCUGCAGUAGCUCAGACACCGACCACGACGCCCUCACGCGGAGGAACAAUGAAGUCAACGGGCAGCAGAUUGUCAACGCUCAGUACAACAGCCCUCUUAACCUGUACAGCGAGGACAACAUCGCCGAGACUCUUUCCGCCCAAGCUGAAGUCCUCGGCAAGGGAUGUCUUGGAGUCAACUUCAUGAAGAACGAAAAGCAAUACGACGGCAAGACCUCGGACGUGCUGCGGAUGGUGCAGGAGAUGGACAAGAAUCCUGCCCCGGAAACAGAAGGUGAGGUAGCGAACCUCGCGUCCCCGGACAAGAAUGUAGUCCAAGGUUAUUCCUUCAAGCUCCUUCAGCAGUCCCUCCAAGGCGACCCGGAACUAGAGGAGGAUCCCUCGCACCUGCAACCGGCACCUCGCCCCUCCUCCGCCCCCUCCUCCCAGGGCAAGCCCAAGACGGAGCUGCGACCCGGAGAAAAUAUUUGUUCAGAGUGUGGUAGACUCAUCGUCGGUGUGUUCGUGCGAAUAAAGAAUAAGAAUCUCCACGCUGACUGCUUCAGGUGUUCGACCUGUGGCUCCUCGCUCAAGAAUGUUGGCUACUACAACAUCAAUGACAAGUUAUACUGCGAUGUCCACGCCAAACAAGCCGCUCGCCACAACCCGCCUGCACCCAACAUGGAACCUGUUGUGGUCAAGCCCGGUGCCGCCCCGCCCGCUGGUGCAGUGACCGCUACUCAGGCCAAGGUUGCCCCCGCCCCUGCCCCUGCCCCCGCCCCUGCCCCUGCUCCCUUCAAGCCUCCUGCGGGCGGCGUUCGGAUCCUGCCGCUCAACACAAUGGGGUCUCCAUCUAUGCCUUCACCCACACCCAUCCCUAACUUCGCCCCCGUUUCCCCAUUCAAGCCCGUGGCCCCAGAGCCAGAACUCGAACCCGUAGCCCCGGUUCAAGAACCUCCAGUACCUCCCCCCGAGCCAGCUCAAGAACCGGAACCACAGCCAGAGCCUGCAGCCGAGCCUGAGCCAGCAGCCCCUGUUUCUGAGCCCGUCGUGGAAUCUGCCCCCGCCCCCGCGCCCGUCGAGGCCGAACCCGAACCCGCACCCGCACCCGCGCCUGAGGCUGAGACCGAGCAAGAACCUGCUCCCGCCGCAGAGGAAGAAGCGCACAUUGUAGACGAAGCUCCCGCUGAACCGGAGACUGAACCGGAAGCUGAACCGGUAGCCGAGGAAGCCGAACCGGUAGCCGAGGAAGCCGAACCGGUACCCGAGGCUAUAGUAGAGCCAGAACCCGAAUCUGAGACGGCCGCUGAGCCGGAAGCAAAGGCUAGUUCAGAGCCAGAACCCGUUGUAGAACCGGAGCCAGAACCUGAAGCGGCAGAAACCGCGGUUGAGCCCGAACCUAUCGUAGAACCGGAGCCCGAACCCGAGGCAGAAGAGCCCGCAGUAGAACCGGAGGCCGUCGCCGAAGAGGCCGCCCCCCCCGCGCCCGAGCGCGUCUCUCCCGUGAUCGAGCCGGCGCCGGCCCCUGCUCCUGCCCCUGCUCCUGCCCCUGCCCCUGUUCAGGCCCCAGCAGCGCCCAUGGCGGCCCCUCCACCAUCCUUCCAGCCCGUCAAGGCCCCGGCGGCUCCCGCUCCGCAGAAGCCCUUCGGUGCUCCUGCAGGAAGCGUGGAUGUGCGCUCGCACAUUCCCAAGAAAGGCCCCGCCCCCGCCCCGGCCCCGGCCCCCGCGAUGGGUGGCAUGCCCAAGCCCACGCCCGUGCCAGGCAUGGGCGGACCGACCAAGGGCGUGCCCCAGACCAGCGGCCAGAAGAGCGCCCCCCGCCGAGGCCGCGGCGUGAUGAACCAGGCCGCCAGCACCAGGAUCCCCGUCUGCUCCGACUGCAUGCGCCAGAUCAGGGGGCCCUUCGUGUCCGCCCUGGGUAAGACCUGGUGCCCCGACCACUUCGUCUGCUCCACCGACACCUGCCGUAAGCCCCUCAUCGACAUGGGCUUCGUCGAGGAACAAGGCUCACUCUACUGCGAAAACUGCUACGAGCAAUACUUCGCUCCGAUCUGCGGCAAGUGCGACAAGAGGGUGAAGGGUGACUGCCUGAACGCAGUCGGCAAGCAGUUCCAUCCUGAGUGCUUCUGCUGCGCCUACUGCGGAAAGGUGUUCGGUUCUGGCGCCUUCUAUCUCGAGGACGGCCUGCCCUACUGCGAGGCCGAUUGGAACGACCUAUUCACGACGAAGUGCGUGGGUUGUGGGUUCCCGAUUGAAGCAGGUGAUCGAUGGGUUGAAGCUCUCAACAACAACUACCACAGCCAGUGCUUCAAGUGCUCUGUGUGCAAGUCCAACCUUGAGGGCAAGAGCUUCUAUGCCAAGAACGGCCGGCCUUUCUGCAAGUCCCACGCAGGCCGUUAGAUAUAUAUAUAUAAAAAAAACAAAAUAUAUAUGUAUAAAGCUCCGGUUCGAAACCACCUCGUCUCACUUGGUGCUUGUGUGUUCCUUCUUCCUGGACCUUAUUCCUGAAUCGACCUUUUCGUGCUCAUUGGCUAUGUUUUUAUUAUUGUUCUUGUAUUGAAUGCCCUUCUCUCUGGAUUAGGUCAUGUAUUUAUUUAUUCAUUCACGCAUUCUUCUCUUUUAUUAUUCAUAUGUAUCUCUCUCUCUGUUGACAUAGGGAGGCUCCUUUUUUUCAUAUUGUGUAUUUAUAUGUGCAUGGGUGUAUAUCCAUCGCGAGCUGGGUCAGUGGCUGGUGUCGCCCGCGUGGUAGAUGCAGUUGACUGGCCGCUAUGAAAGGGUUAAAGGUAGAUUCCGGAAUCUGGCCAAUUUUCUUAGAGAGCUUCUAGAAAGAAUUUCCCGACUAGAUUUUUAUUUCGUUGGUUCUGAUGAACGAACUGUUUUAUUAUUUUUUGUGUUUAAAGUUAGUGGACAAUAACUUUUGUAGAGUACGUGUCUCUUCCUCUUUUAGUUGAGUUAAUAGUCUCCAAGAAGUGAUCGUUUUCUCACAACUAGCUAAUUAGCUAAUCAAAUAGUCUUAAUCCUAGCUUGUGAGACAAUCAGAUACACUAGCAUUACCAAGAUAAUGGUCAUGGCUGCAGAUACUCUGACACCACAGAGAUAAGAGAAAAAAAAACAUAAAAAUAAGAUAAAAACAAAAAAUAACAAAAAAACAAAAACAAAAGAAGCCUUGCACCUUAUUUGCUCUUUUGUGGGUGUGACUCAUGCACUAAACUUUAUUUUUAUUUCAUAUUUAUUUAUUUUUUACCCUCACCACUCUUGGUCUGUCUCACCGGUACAGGAGGUGGCUGGAGGCCUCUUUGGCAACACUCACAUCUCUAAACAAAAUAAUUUUUUUUUGCUCCAGCACACUACUCUUUUUUAUCUCUGCCUCACACUCUCACUCACUCUCCUCACGCUCAUUUCACAAGCCCUUCCAGUGAAAGAUAAAGAUAAAACAUGUAUAGAAGCUCAGUAGGUGCAGCACACUAUUAACCAGGGAUUCUCAGUCCUUCGUAGUUUGCUUAACCGGAGUAGUAACUAGCCUCUAACCUGCAGAAAUGCCACAAGAACCUGGAGGGCCAGAGUUUCUUCGCCAAAGGUGGAAAGCCUUUCUGCAAGGCCCAUGCCCAACGUGGCUUCUAAGGCGGCCCAAACAGCACGCAGGUCCCUCCUGUGUCCCCCUGAGGAGACAGGGCGAGGGCCUGUCGUCCUCUCACCAGCAACAGAAACGAGGAUGGAAAAGAGAGAAAAAGAAAGAGUCUCAAGCAGCGGCAGUGAGCGUUGUGACCCUCGUGAGUGCCAUCGGCAUCACUAUCACCAACGACGAAAAGAAGCACCAGUCUGCAGCACCAGGAGGAGGAGAAGGAGGAGGAGGAGGAGGACGAGGACGAGAGCCGCCUCAAGCGAACGUCGACACUCCCUGCCUACUGUCUCCUUGUUACGCUCUGUUUGUUUACAUUAACUGUGCUACUCACAUUGGCUAAUUGUUGGUGCAAGAUUACAGUGCAGGUUUGCAAUCGUUCUGUUGCAAUUAUUUAUUGUCCAAAACUUAUGUAAAGAAAGGCAAUUAGUCAGCCUUUUGACUCUUGUGUGUAAAGAUAAUGGUGCUUGCAAUCACCAGUGAUAAGAAAGUCAGUGCCUUGAUUUUAUCACAUUAAUCUAUAUAGAAUAAGAAUAUAUAAGCUUUACUGCUUAGUUUAAGGUACACUCAGCCUAUGCAAACACACAACCACAAAAGGAUUGAUAUUCUUUGUAUUAUUAUUACUUCCAACGAUUCUUCCUUUGCUUCAGCUGUUUUCAGAUCACUGCUGUUUACUGUACUAUAGAGAGAGGUAUAUGAAUUGUAGAGAACAGAAUAUUGUUACUCAUAUGCUAUUAUUGUAUAUAUGAAUUUCACGAAACAAAACCUGUCUGACUAGACACACUAAGGACACCAUGUCAACCAAUCUAGCGAUACGAUUUUAACUCGGCUAUGCUUGCUUAAUCUUCCUGAACGCUGUGUGUUCUUCUGUCCCAACUUCUCGUGUCAUCUUUUUUUUUUUUUUUUUUUGGCUGUUCACACGCACCAUUGUCAGUCUUCCUGAAGUCACGAACUCCAAAUCUCACUCGGACGCCAGAGCUUGCUUAAGGGCCACCCUGGAAAGGACGACUUGUGACCCUGUAGCAAACCGAGCCAACGACAAAAUGACACCUCUGUAGAUUUUGUGUUUUUUUCUGUUCAAGAAGGCUGCACAUCGAAAACAAAACAAAACAAAAAAAAAAUCUUCCAAAAAAUAAUAAUAUUGUCUAAUAUUUGGCGUAAAUUCUGUUGCGUGUUUCUUGAUCUUCCAAUUAUGUCUGACCCCUUCUUUCCCAGGGGGAUUAUAAAAAAAUAGACAUAUUGUA